This is a messenger RNA of Neoarthrinium moseri, 4467 nucleotides long. RefSeq lists its product as uncharacterized. Gene Ontology annotation, molecular function: transmembrane transporter activity. The transcript has 3 exons. NCBI's taxonomy places the organism in Eukaryota, Fungi, Ascomycota, Sordariomycetes, Amphisphaeriales, Apiosporaceae. The coding region runs from base 1 to 4467 and encodes 1488 amino acids. The record is from RefSeq and is a predicted model, not a curated record. Gene Ontology annotation, biological process: transmembrane transport.
AUGGUGCAGCCAAAUCACAGUCCGGUGACCUUCGCCAAGGACACGGAUGUCUCGUUGUCAAGUCUUCGCCCAAGCGAUUCGAAUCCAUCACUAAGAGUUGUGAGCAAUCGACCCCCAUUUUUUCGCUCCACUGGCUCGAAGACUGUUUAUCGAAAUGCUCUGCUCAAAGUCGGAAACAUUCAAGGAGAAUCCAGCGAGAAGGACCUGCCUGUCCCUCCGGUUCUGACGCCUACCGACCCAGUAACGAUGAUGUUGCACCCUUCGCCAGAAGAGUUUGGUGGCCAUGGACAGCAUAACCAUGGGGGCCACCAUGGUGCUUCCAAAGUUCGCCCUGCUCUAGAAGGCGAAAUCAAAACGGCUACGGACAGCGAUGACAACUUUCCGUUUGCUGUGGGCGAUUCGCAAGCACAAAACCACCACCAUGAUGGCCAUCAUGGGCAAUCAAGGGGAUUUCUCCCUGGAUUUGGAGACAAAAGCCAGGAUUUACCUGCAAGUUUCGAGGAGCAUGUGGAGUCUGGCAUCAUGAUACGAGACAAAUCCAAGCUUGUCGCACAGUCUGGAGAUGCCCAUUUGAAAACUGGGAUGCCCGGCACCCAAGCGUCAGAUAGGAGUGCAUCUGAUGGAACAACUUUGGAGGGUAAAAGGAUGAUCAGUCCGGGUGAUUUUACCUCCAGUAUGGAGCAAAAAAACCUAGCGGAGGAUACUUCUGUCGGUAUGGACGUCUUGCCGCGGUCACUAACAGUUGACAUGUUGAGGGAUCGACUUGACGAAUGGAAACGUACACGCAACGGUGAACAACGCAGGCUAUCAGAAGAUGAGUUGUUGUCCGCCGAAACGGCUGAUCAACUCAAGCAAAGAUUCUUCCCCGAAGGAUUGGAUCGCAAGCGAGCGGUUCAGUGGAUUCGAGAUCUUCUCAAACCACGGAGGCCCUACACUCCUAAAUUCACCCAGUUACCGGGGAAGCAGCACCCGCGUCACGAGGCCCAUGAAGACUUUCCAGACCAUGCUCGUAGUGCAUUGACCACCAGAGUGACUACCUUCUCUGAUCAGAAUGAGACAGACUCCGGGUCCAUGAAUGAAGCGAUGAGAAACCUGGAGCAGCUACUGAGCGAAGCUUUGCACAUCGCAAAUGAGGUUGCAGGCCAGGACCGAGGGCAUGUGGACGAUGACCAUCUUCACUUGUGUCCCAUGGAAUCAUCCCAUCACGGCUCCCACCCACCCAGUAUACAUGAAAGUCUUGAAGAAGAUAUGUCUACUGAAGACGAGGACAAGGCUGAUCUGGCAAUGAGGCAACCUAUAGUCUUUGUGGGAGCCAACGAGGGAUUUAUUCACGGCUGCGACGCAAUUUCCUUCAGGGCUCUCAAGCGCCACGGGCUCGUGAUGCCGGACAAUUGCGAUGGUAAAGUCAGAGGACCAGCUCCACCUGACCGACGAUCCAGCCUUCGCCGUCAACCGAAGUACUAUAGAAGAGCUGAUCGUUCCCGAAGGAGUCCAGUCUUACCAAUGCCUCCACCGGACAAACAGCUCAAAAGACAACGCUCAUAUGAUACUCAUUUGGCGUACGAAGACGAUAAUGAGGGAAGGAUUACUCAACCUCACACAAAGGCUGUACCAAACAGCAGAGAGGUCCGCGAAUACAUCCGGGUCUUUCACGCUCCCCCCAUCACGGCCCGUGAAAGCUCUAGAAACUUGCGAAAACUCUCCAACAACCAUAUGGCGUACGCUAUAAAACAGGAUAAGAAUGUUUCUAUGCUACGUCGCGCACCCACAGAUAUCUGCAGCUUGGACGGCAGCGCAUCAGACGAUGUUAUUGAGUUCACAACACCAUCUCAGAGUGAGCCAAGAUCUCGAACAGUCAGCAAGUUGAAAUCCCCACAAGACCAUGCUUACACAGCUCCUCUCGUAGGCAACACGGGGAACAUACACCAACGAACACCCUCCAAGCGAGGCCGUGACCUGCGAAUCGUCAGCUUGCGCGGAAGAUCCCAUGUCAGUAUAAAAGAUGCGAAGUUCAGUUUAACCAAAUCGUAUCGCCGCCAACCCAUUGCGAGAGACUGGUCUGUGGCACGGAAACGGUUCGUGGCCAUCGUGGUCUGUCUCGGGACUGCUUUGAUUGGGAUUCUCACAGGCAUCUACGCAGGAGUAGUUCCUGCUGUUCAGUAUUACAUUGCCGACACCAACCACAUUGCGAUUCUAGGCAACGUGGCAAUGUAUCUUGGCAUGGCACUACCGACAUUCUUCUGUUGGCCGUUGCCGUUAUUGCAUGGUCGUCGUCCAUAUAUCCUAUCAGGUCUGGCUCUUGCAAUGCCUCUCAUAUUCCCCCAGGCCAUAACAGUAAGCGUCCACCGAUCUGCGAGGACUAACGCAUGGAAAUGGGCGCUGUUACUCCCAAGAGGCUUCAUGGGUGUUUCCCUGGGAUUUGCAAACAUGAACUUUCACUCCACUUUAACCGACUUGUUUGGCGCAUCCCUAAUGAGCAGCAAUCCCCACCAAGAGGUUGUUGACGAACACGAUGUACGAAGGCAUGGAGGUGGCCUAGGAGUGUGGCUUGGGGUAUGGACCUGGUGCUUCAUCGGUUCUCUGAGUAUUGGAUUCAUGGUGGGUGCUCUGAUCAUCGACAACCUGGCACCUGCGUGGGGAUUCUACAUCAGCAUCAUAUUGAUCGCCAUCGUCUUAAUGCUGAACGUCAUGACACCUGAGGUACGCCGCUCUGCAUGGAGGCGAUCGGUGGCAGAAUCCAGGACUGGCGAUCGAGUUUCCCGCCGCGUGGCGCGUGGUGAGAUCAUGAUGCACCGAGUCCAAGACGGUCCGAAAUGGUGGGGACAGGAAGUAUGGCACGGCGCGGCUCUCUCGUUAGAGAUGCUUCGUCAGCCUGGCUUCACUAUCAUGGCUGUAUACUUGGCUUGGAUUUAUGCACAGGUAGUCUUGGUCAUCAUCCUCCUUGGAUCGUUGACAUCAAGGUACUACAGACUCAGGGCUACAUAUGUCGGCGCUGCAGUAUCUUCGGUAGCCAUCGGCGCCAUGGCAGCUGUACCUUUCCAGAAGGCGAACCUCUUUUCACGUGCGAGGCAUCAUCCUUCACUAUCAAACCAGCUGACGAUUGACAAGAAGUUAACGUGGACCUCGCAUCUAGUGCGCCGUGCGAUUUUCACAAUCAUCCUGCCAAUUGCAGGCGUGAUGUAUGCCGUGGUCUCAUUCGGCCCUCCCGUACACUUGCUCUUCCCAUGUCUGUUCGCGGCUAUCGUGGGCUUUUCGUCCUGCUUAGCGAUUGCUGAAUGCAAUGGCUUCCUGAUGGAGACUUGGGAUUGCUCUGACCUGCAGCCAGGAAUGACUGGGCGAUCCAAAAGCAUAAAGAGUCUCAAAAAAACCAACUACUCAUCGUUUCCCAGGGUUCAAGCGGGCUACGCUGUCAUACACAGCCUGGGAUUUAUAUUUGCGGCGGGCGCAACAGGCAUCGGUGGUAUUGCUCAACGGAGCCUUGGCCAACGAGCCGCAACUGCUGUUGUCGCUUCUAUCCUUCUCCUUCUGACGUUGCUGCUCUUCGCCGUCCUGGCCCGCUUUAGGCAGGUUCAGAUCAUCCCUAGAUCCAGAACAAUGGAAAUGGACAAGUGGACGGAGGAACGCAGGAGCACUUUGCGCCGCCGAAAGUCUGCCGAUCGCAAAGACCGCAACGACGUCCCCGAGGAAAAGAUCGACUGGAGACCGCUGAUUAUCGGAAAUCCUUUGGAGAAGAACCGGCGGGUGAAUAUUCUUGAACUUGGUGCCUUGACUCGAUGGACUGAAAUACGCAAGAGAAAUCUUCUUAUCGACCAGAGUGCGCAUCUCAACCGGCAGGCGCUUGACCUCGCCCGCCGCGAACUUGGACAGAGAGGCCAGGAUAUGCUGGAAGACCUGCAUCGUGGGGGUGCCAUGGUUACCGACCUCGUCCGGAAAGUAAGCAAGCGGAGCGUCCAAAGCAAGAACAGUUACGGAUCUUCGACCGACGAUGAGGACUCGCGGCUCCCACGUGAGGGCAUCGUGCAGACCCCUGCGGGCAUCGGGCACACCCAUGCAUCGAACACGCCCCCUCCGUUCGUAGAGCGAGACUGCUUCAUAGGGCAGAGUGUUCCUGAAGAAGUAGAUGAUGACUCUUCAGUCAUCGAGGUUGGUAAUAUUGAAGAUGACUACAACCUACGACACCACUCGAGAGACCAUGCAUCGCAUGCACACUCAAAAGUUCGACCAUACGAAGAGUUCGAGAUGCAAAACCUCAGGGGCACCGAGCCUCGAAGUACACCCGCCAAAAAAGAGAGUCCAGAUCUUCCCUCCACGACAAGAACGGUCUCGGGCAUCACUCGCGAGCACCACUCACAUACGGGACCGAAAGUGCAGCCCGCAGAUCCCAAGAAAGCGGAGCUCGAGGAAGCCCACGGCUCUCACAUGCAGAGCAAGGUCAAAUCCUCGGCUGGUUCUCAAACCAAACCCUGA